AUGCCGAACCACCACAUGGCUGACGAAAAGCCUGAGGCUGUGCCGUAUGGCUACGAGGAGAAUCAAGUUGGCUUCGAAGAGCCAUUCGUCCACGGCGCUGCUACUGUUGGAGGUGAGACUGGACGAGGAGGAGAUACACACCGUGGUUUGAAGAGUCGACACAUCCAAUUCCUCGCGCUAGGCGGUGCUAUCGGAACUGGCCUGUUCAUCGGAUCUGGAUCUAUUCUUGCUCUAGUCGGUCCCGCUCCACUCUUCAUGGCCUAUCUCAGUAUGAUGCUUGUCGUCUACAAUGUCAUGAACAACUUGGCCGAAAUCGUUACCCUGCUUCCCAUGCGUGGUAUUACCAUCCCGUAUUUCAUUAAGCGGUUUGUAGACCCUAGUCUAGCAUUUGCCGCCGGAUGGAACUACUGGUAUGCAUAUGCCAUUCUCGUUGCUGCCGAAGCCACAGCUGGAGCCAUCCUUCUGGAGUAUUGGGAGACGCCUGUUCACAACGCUGUCUGGAUUACCAUCUUUCUUGUGGUGGUUUUGUUCCUUAACAUUGUCGCAGUCGAGGUUUUCGGAGAAGCAGAGUUCUGGUUUGCCUCCAUCAAGUUCAUCACCAUUAUAGGCCUAGUAAUUCUGGGCUUUGUUAUCAUGUUAGGUGGUAGUCCUAAUGAUCAAGGCCGACUUGGAUUCAGAUAUUGGAACAACCCGGGUGCUUUCAAACCAUAUAUAGUGGAAGGGAAUUCCGGUCGUUUCCUGGCAUACUGGACUGCUUUCGUUCGCGCUGGUUUUGCCUUCAUCACAUCGCCUGAACUGAUUGCACUUGCUGCAGGAGAGACCAUCGCCCCUCGCCGUAACAUCCCCAAGGCUGCUGGCCGCUUUGUUUACCGUCUGGCCAUCUUCUACGGUUUGGGAAGCUUCAUCAUCGGAGUCAUCGUUCCAUCAGAUGAUGACCGUCUCCUCAGCGGUAGCUCCAACGCUUCGGCCUCACCCUUCGUUAUUGGUAUCCAGCGAGCAGGCAUCCAGGGCCUGAACCACGUUGUUAACGCGGCUGUCUUGACAUCAGCCUGGUCUGCCGGAAACGCUUUCCUGUUCUCUGGAUCCCGUGUUUUGUACGGUAUGGCUCUCAACGGAGAAGCACCAAAGGUCUUCGGCAGGACAAGCAAGAAAGGAGUGCCAUACGUGGCUGUCCUAGCUACUUGGGCCAUAGGUCUUCUUGCUUAUCUCAACGUCUCCAAUACUGGUGCGCAAGUCUUCCUGUGGUUCUCAAACAUCUCCACAAUCUCCGGUUUCAUCGCCUGGAUUGUUGUUAUGAUCACCUAUAUCCGCUUCCGCAAGGCCUUGAUAUUCAACAACUUGCUCGAGUCGCUUCCUUACCGUACGCCAUUCCAGCCAUACCUCACAUAUUUUAUCCUUGGUGUUGUCUCGCUCCUGACUCUCACGAACGGAUUUCAAGUCUUUGUGCCAGCCAACUGGUCCGUAUCCGAUUUCUUGGCCGCCUACAUCACUAUCCCCAUUUUCUUCGUUCUUUACGCCGGCCACAAGAUCUACUUCAGAACCGCCUUCGCGAUAAAGGUUGAGAACAUUGAUGUUACGACUGGUGUGCGGGAGAUGAAUGAGCUGUGCAAGGACGAUAUCUCUGGUGCGCCUAUACCGAAGAAUGUCUGGCAGAAGAUCUGGUACUGGAUUGCAUAG
Messenger RNA from Alternaria arborescens, 1677 nucleotides. RefSeq names its product Proline-specific permease. The transcript has 3 exons. Gene Ontology annotation, molecular function: amino acid transmembrane transporter activity. The coding region runs from base 1 to 1677 and encodes 558 amino acids. Gene Ontology annotation, cellular component: membrane. Lineage: Eukaryota; Fungi; Ascomycota; Dothideomycetes; Pleosporales; Pleosporaceae. The record is from RefSeq and is a predicted model, not a curated record. Gene Ontology annotation, biological process: amino acid transmembrane transport.